Molecule: messenger RNA, 1983 nt
Organism: Nilaparvata lugens (brown planthopper)
Lineage: Eukaryota; Metazoa; Arthropoda; Insecta; Hemiptera; Delphacidae
Exons: 7
Coding region: 616-1983 (455 amino acids)
Source: RefSeq, a predicted model, not a curated record
UAUUCUGCCGUGGUAAACGAAAAGGCCGUAACUGCAAAAUUUCACAUUUUGAGGUAAGAGCACAUUUUAAUGUUUUGAAGGUCGAGGAAUCCAAAAAUACAAGCGAAAACACCGUAUCUUCAGCCGUUUUCGAGAUAUGAAACUGUUACUCAACGUAUCUUACUAACAAAGUUGGAAAUACCAGGCUAAAAUACCGUAACUAUGAUUUACUUAGCCAAAAAGCAGUAAGUAAAAAGCAGUUACGGCUUUCUGGAAUAGUAUUCCCCACUUACUGUUUUUUGGCUUGGUAUAGUCUCACUCAAAGUCACUUACGGAAAAAUAAUUUACCAUUAAAAUGUAUAGGUACACAGAACAUUGAAUUUUGAAGGCACUCUUAUAAUUUCUGUUCUACUCACUCUAUGCAUUACAUGAAUCUCUUGUUGUCAGCUGAUAACUGAAUCAUCUGAUACAGCUGGCACAGAUACAACUUUCCGGAGGGAAAUAACUAGCCUACGAAAAGCAUUUCCUGUUCUCUAGUCUUGCGAGGACUUGCUAGACUAGAACGAGGUUCUAGUUGAUGAUGACUAUUUUUAAUAUUAUACUGAUGUGUAUUGAGUAAAAAAUUAAAUACAGAGUAUGAAGUGCGAAAAUUGUGGUCAAUGUUUCUGCAGAAGUCAGUACAUACAACAUAUUUCGAAAAAAUGUUGUAGGCCUAGGAAGCCUUCUUCUGACUGUAAGUCGUAUGAGAAUGUAAAUGGACAAGUAGAAAUGGAUGAGAAUAAGGAGUUCAUGGCUAUUGUUGAUUUGCAUCACUCACCUAAGGAUAAACCCAUUCCAAAUGUUUCUGAGUCGUAUGAAAAUCUAAGUGGACAAGUUGUAGAAGUGGAUGGGAUUAAGAAUAUUGAAUUGCAACACACAACUAAGGAUGUACCCACUCCAAAUGUUCCUGAGCAGUCGUAUGAAAAUCUAAGUGGACAAGUUGUAGAAGUGGAUGAGAAUGAGGAGUUGAUGCCUAUUAUUGACUUACAACACUCAUCUAAGGAUGUACCCAUUCCAAAUGUUCCUGAGUCGUAUGAAAAUCUAAGUGGACAAGUUGUAGAAGUGGAUGGGAUUAAGAAUAUUGAAUUGCAACACACAACUAAGGAUGUACGUACUCCAAAUGUUCCUGAGCAGUCGUAUGAAAAUCUAAGUGAACAAGUUGUAGAAGUGGAUGAGAAUGAGGAGUUAAUGCCUAUUAUUGACUUACAACACUCACCUAAGGAUAAACCCAUUCCAAAUGUUUCUGAGUCGUAUGAAAAUCUAAGUGGACAAGUUGUAGAAGUGGAUGGGAUUAAGAAUAUUGAAUUGCAACACACAACUAAGGAUGUACGUACUCCAAAUGUUCCUGAGCAGUCGUAUGAAAAUCUAAGUGAACAAGUUGUAGAAGUGGAUGAGAAUGAGGAGUUAAUGCCUAUUAUUGACUUACAACACUCACCUAAGGAUAAACCCAUUCCAAAUGUUUCUGAGUCGUAUGAAAAUCUAAGUGGACAAGUUGUAGAAGUGGAUGGGAUUAAGAAUAUUGAAUUGCAACACACAACUAAGGAUGUACCCACUCCAAAUGUUCCUGAGCAGUCGUAUGAAAAUCUAAGUGGACAAGUUGUAGAAGUGGAUGAGAAUGAGGAGUUGAUGCCUAUUAUUGACUUACAACACUCAUCUAAGGAUGUACCCAUUCCAAAUGCUCCUGAGGUACUAAAUGAAAACGGAGAAGAUGAAAAAGAAGAGCUACUCAACGAUCAACCAAUAAUAAUAGAUUUCGACUUCAGUGAAUUCUCACCAAGAAGUAACAAUUAUAUUUUUGAACAUACUGUUGAGAUUUCAAAUGAAAAUCAGACUAUUAAUCAAGUUACUGGCUCAGCCACUGAUGAAGGUAUGUUUUUGAACAAUAUAGUUAUUAUUGAUGCAACUGACCAACCAGCGAACCAACCAGCAAACCAACCAGAUUUGCCAACCUAUACAAAAAAAUAA